CACGGGAAUAAAUAAAUUCUGCAUGUUCACCUCAAAUUUUUAGAUACAAUUAAUUUCUAAAUGUUCAGGAUAACAUCGUUAUUUAUAAUAAGUUUGCUGUAUUUGAGUUUCGCUUACCAGGAUGAUUAUUCGGGAUACAAAGUAUAUCAAAUAGUGCCAAAUAAUGAAGACGAAUUAAAAACAAUUCAAAUAUUAAUUAAACAUCCACAAAUGGACGUAUGGACAUCAUCCAAAUUAAUAGGACAUCCAACAGUGUUUAUGGUUCCACCAACAAUAGACUAUCGAUUGAGAUCUUCAUUAAGAGUCAAUAAUUUGCCGUAUGAUACUUUAAUUGAAGAUGUUCAAAGCACUGUCGUUAACGAAAAACAUGAACAAGCGGCAGCUAGACGAAUUGCUUCCAAACAAAAUGGAUUAUUAACAUUUAAACAAUAUGAACGAUUUGAUACGAUAACUUGGUUUUUAAGAAAUUUAACAAAUUUAUAUCCAGAUAUAGUUCAAUUAAUAAACAUUGGUAAAAGUUACGAAGGACGUGAUUUAGAAGUGUUGAAAAUAUCAUCAGGAGGUAAUGAAGAUAAACCAGCUAUUUUUAUUGAUGGAGGGAUGCAUGCGCGAGAAUGGAUUUCACCAGCUACAGUUUUAUAUAUUAUCAGCCAAUUAGUUGAAAAUUAUUCUGAAAAUUCAGCUUUAACUGACAAUAUUGAUUGGUAUAUUAUUCCAGUCAUCAAUCCGGAUGGAUAUGAAUAUACACAUACAAUGAGUCGUUUUUGGAGAAAAACUCGAUCCGUUAAUUUAAAUACUUAUUGUAGGGGAACGGAUCCCAAUCGUAACUUUGAUUUCCAUUGGAAUGAAGUUGGGGCAAGUUCAGAUCCCUGUGACGAAAUAUUUGCGGGUAGUGAUGCCUUUUCUGAGAGAGAAACUGAUGCAUUGUCAAACUUCGUAUUAGGUGUCAAGCAAAACAUUAAAUUAUAUUUAACAUUUCAUAGUUAUGGUGAAUAUUUAUUGUAUCCAUGGGGCUACACAAGUGCCUUACCUCAUGAUUUUUUUGAAUUAGAAACGGUUGCACGUAGAGCAAACGCAGUAGCGAACAAAAGGUAUACAGUAGGAAGUUCUACAAAUGUUUUAUAUUCUGCUGCUGGUGGAAGUGAUGACUGGUUUAAAGGAGUAGCUGGUGUAAAUCUUUCAUAUACCAUUGAAUUGCCUGGUGGUGGUUUAUCUGGUUUUGAUUUGCCACCAAGCAGAAUUGAUGAAGUUGUUCAAGAGACAUUUGAAAUGGUUAAAGUAUUUGCUGGAUAUAUUCAAGAAAAAUUCUUGUAUAAUCGAUUUUUGCUUCACUAAUUUUUUGAUUUAC
Chrysoperla carnea is the source of this 1348-nucleotide messenger RNA. Its product is annotated as carboxypeptidase B-like. The coding region runs from base 61 to 1335 and encodes 424 amino acids. The record is from RefSeq and is a predicted model, not a curated record. Gene Ontology annotation, biological process: proteolysis. NCBI's taxonomy places the organism in Eukaryota, Metazoa, Arthropoda, Insecta, Neuroptera, Chrysopidae. Gene Ontology annotation, molecular function: metallocarboxypeptidase activity; zinc ion binding. The transcript is spliced from 5 exons.